Molecule: messenger RNA, 1266 nt
Organism: Vitis riparia (riverbank grape)
Lineage: Eukaryota; Viridiplantae; Streptophyta; Magnoliopsida; Vitales; Vitaceae
Exons: 3
Coding region: 187-1026 (279 amino acids)
Source: RefSeq, a predicted model, not a curated record
UAUGUUCGUUCCCAAGAUCUCCACCAUGAGUUCUUCCUCCUCUUCCUCCUUUCAACUCGGAAGCUUUUGAGCCAUUUCUCAUCCUGUUUCUGCAACUCCGCAAACAUAUAAAUCACUGAAAGUGCUUCUUGCAAAGCAAACAAGCGUCAAGAAGGAGAAAUAAGGAAGAAAAAACAGAUAUAAGAGAUGUCUGGUGUAUCCCUUGCCGUGGCUCCUCGGACGGAGCCUGACAAAACCACGACCACCCCAAACACGAAGCCCCAACAGCAGCCAGGCCGCCACAACCACCACCAGCAGCAGUCUGUGGUGGGAGGCGUCAUGGGAUCACUGCGCGUGAUCGAACUCCAGCUAGUAGCCUUCAUCAUGGUUUUCUCCGCCAGCGGUCUCGUCCCUCUACUCGACCUUAUAUUCCCAGCAUUCGCCUCCGCUUAUCUUCUAGCCCUCUCCCGCUUCGCCUUCCCAGCCCAUGGCAGCACCAGCUCCACCGGCUCACAGGAAAUUUUCCAAGGAAGUAGGCUUUUCCGGCUCUACGUGAUUGUGGGAACCGCCAUCGGCCUGUUCUUGCCCCUGGCAUACGUGCUAGGCGGUUUCGCCAGGGGCGAUGAGCAUGCAGUCCGGUCAGCAACGCCUCAUCUCUUCCUCCUCUCAUUCCAGAUACUAACCGAGAACAUAAUAAGCGGGCUGUCCUUGUUUUCGCCUCCGGUAAGGGCACUGGUCCCGUUGCUCUAUACCGUUAGAAGGAUCUUUGUAAUCGUAGACUGGAUAGUGGACGUGUGGCUUAACAAGACGCUGCCUGCCAAUGCACCCUUCAAGGAUGUUGCAUGGUUCUGGUUCGGAAAGACGUUGGCGGUGGCGAAUUUAGCAUACUUCUCCAUCAACCUGUUUGUAUUCUUGAUUCCCCGGUUUCUUCCAAGGGCCUUCGAGAGGUAUUUCAGGGAGAGGGACGAGACUCGAGCAAAGAUUGAGGAGGACAAGCGCUCUGCAGCAGCAAACAAGUCCCAACCCACAGAUAAGAAAGCCGAUUGAUUGGCCUUUCCGUUUCUUCACCAUUGCUGGUAUGAUUCGGAAUGUAUGAUCUCCUCCUCCUCCAACUUAACAUUACUCCUUUUUGCUGUGCUUUUCUCAGUAGUCCACUGAAUUUAUCGUCAUUUGUGUAUUAUCCUUUCUUCACAUGUAAUGAAUGUGGGCACAUUACCACAAUCGUUCGCCAUGCUUGUUUUCAAAUUUUGGAAAUUGUAAUAAAAUGAUGUGAAGAUCUUGUGCAAA